Molecule: messenger RNA, 2024 nt
Organism: Sorghum bicolor (sorghum)
Lineage: Eukaryota; Viridiplantae; Streptophyta; Magnoliopsida; Poales; Poaceae
Product: single myb histone 6
Exons: 9
Coding region: 738-1637 (299 amino acids)
Biological process (GO): nucleosome assembly
Cellular component (GO): nucleosome
Molecular function (GO): double-stranded telomeric DNA binding
Source: RefSeq, a predicted model, not a curated record
AUUUGCUCGCGUUGGUACGGUAUCUCUGGCCAUCCCGAGCUCCCUUCCCGUGACAGCGACAGCAACUUCAACAAAACACCUCGCCGCCCUGAAAUUCACCGCCCGAUCGAGCUCCUCAUCAGUCAUCACGAAUCACCCUCGUGAACUCCUGCCCAUAACCUCCGGAAUCUAACUCCUCAGUUCACGAUUCGACCUCUUCGCCCUCGCCCCUCGGAUCGAGCUUUUCCCUCCACCGAAUCGAGCUCUUCCACCAUCCGAAUCGAGCUCAUUGCCGCCGGAUCGAGGUGUCUGCGGGACGAGCUCGAGCUUUGGAGAAGGAAGAGGAAACGGGGGAGCAAGGCGACCAAACGGGUGGAGGGAAACACGCCAAACAGGCUUCCGCAUUCGGUGUCCCCUCCUUGACAGGUGCCCGAGUCCGAGCCCGCGCCCGCGCCGAGCUCCAGCCUCAUUUCCACGGUCCACGCCGCCCACUCUUCCCUCUCCCAAUCGUCGGCCUCCUCCUUGUCCGCCCACUCCUUCCUUCUUCCCACUCCACUGGCUUCGGAUUGGAGUGCCCGACGUGGAGCGGAGACCUACCCGAACAGGGGAUCGAUUCUUCUAGUGGUGUUACAGCAUGGUGUUUUUGACAUAGCAAUGGAAUUUCUCAUGUAUCACUUCUGAAGUUACCUUGGAAAGCCUCUGCACCUCUGACGGGUCGUGUUGCAUAAGCCAUUGUUGAGAGGAGAUUUGGCCUAAGAAUGGGGGCUCCAAAACAAAGGUGGACUUCUGAGGAAGAGGCUGCUCUUAGAGCUGGAAUAGCAAGGCAUGGAGUUGGAAAAUGGCGCACAAUAUUGAAAGAUCCAGAAUUUAGUUCCACUUUGUGCUACCGCUCAAAUGUUGACCUCAAGGACAAAUGGCGAAACAUGAAUGUAAUUGUCAGUACAUCGAGUUCUCGUGACAAGGCGAAGACUGCAGUGAAGAGAGCCCGAACUACUCCCAAGAAUAACGAGCACACCAUGGCAAUCAGCAGAGUUACUUCUGAUAUUGAUGAUGAGAUUGUUGACGAAAAGCAUAUAGCACCAUUGCCUAGUGAAGCAAAGAACACAUCAAAUUCGAAGAAAUCUCACUCAAGGCUAGAUAAUAUUAUAAUGGAGGCUAUAAAGAAUUUAAAUGAGCCUACGGGGUCACACAGAACUACUAUUGCUAAUUACAUAGAGGAGCAAUAUUGGCCACCUAGUGAUUUUGAUCACUUACUAUCUGCAAAACUGAAGGACUUGUCCACCAGUGGCAAAUUGAUAAAGGUGAAUCGGAAGUACAGGAUAGCACCUAGUUCACCCAAUUCAGAGGGCCGAAGCCCCAAAAUGCUGCUGUUGGAAGAUGUGCAAAGAGCGCCUGUCAAGAUAUGGAGCGAUGAUAGUAAAACCCUUACCAGAUCUCAAGUUGAUGCUGAAUUGGCACGUAUGUCAACAAUGACUGCUGAGGAAGCUUCAGUGGCUGCAGCUCAUGCAGUUGCUGAAGCAGAGGCCAUCAUGGCAGAAGCUGAAGCUGCAGCGAAAGAAGCAGAGGCUGCAGAAGCAGAAGCCCAAGCUGCGCAAGCAUUUGCUGAAGCAGCAUUUUUGACAUUGAAGAACAGAAAUGCUGCAAAACUGAUGGCCUAAGGUUGAUGCUACUCGGACUCUCGGGUGUUCGGGGUGCCAGCUAGAUUUGUAUAACUGUACACGUCUACUGUUGUUACAGUUGCUCGGCUUAAAGCAGCUAGUAGAUUUGUAUAACUGUACAAAGUGGGAGCCAUGUGAAGCUCCGGCCUCCAGCCUCCAGCGCACCAGUAGCAGCAUUAGCUGUUUGCUACAACGCCAUUCAGAGAACUUAGUGGCAUACCCUGGGCCCUCCACUGUCGUGAACAUGCUAAACUCUGUCAAUGUCUAAUGUUUCGCUGACGGUUUGCAGGAUUGCAUUGUGCAUCAACAGCCUUUGCAUUGCUGCGCUGCCUGCCAACAGUCGUACCGUUAAUAGCUCUUUCAGUCACGUUAGUAGCCGUGGCGUAA